CAAGGCCCCACCACCUCUGCGGAGGAUCAAGCCAAAGUGGCUGCACUCAAGGCACAGAUGGCCUCGACAGACCAGCGGUUACAAGGCGACGGGGCCUCAGGGGCUUCAGCCACGUUAGAGUCCAUUCCAGAUGUAGCGAUUGGCGCAGGUCGACAGAAGUACGUGCUGAUAAAG
Molecule: messenger RNA, 174 nt
Organism: Sphaeroforma arctica JP610
Lineage: Eukaryota; Ichthyosporea; Ichthyophonida
Exons: 1
Source: RefSeq, a predicted model, not a curated record